Candidozyma duobushaemuli is the source of this 1233-nucleotide messenger RNA. RefSeq lists its product as uncharacterized. Gene Ontology annotation, biological process: DNA replication; DNA replication initiation. The transcript has 2 exons. Lineage: Eukaryota; Fungi; Ascomycota; Pichiomycetes; Serinales; Metschnikowiaceae. The record is from RefSeq and is a predicted model, not a curated record. Gene Ontology annotation, molecular function: single-stranded DNA binding; DNA replication origin binding. Gene Ontology annotation, cellular component: nucleus; replication fork protection complex. The coding region runs from base 1 to 1233 and encodes 410 amino acids.
AUGAUUGACCCGCGGGAGGCCAAUGAGGCGGAGUAUUUGACAGAGGAUUCUGAUGAUGCUCUUGCUGAUUUGGAAAAAGAGUUUGCUGCUAAAAAACAGCGACUUCUUGAGGAGCGUGCACGGAAGAAGCAGAAACAGCAUCACGUCGAUGUGGAGAGAUCACCAUCGCCAGAAAGAAAACCCCAAACGGAGUAUUUUCAAAAACAGAAUGAUUCGAAACGUCUUGAGAAACAGCCAGAGGAUUCAAAUCCUCAACCUCAGACACUUUUCACCACCCAACCCAAGUCAUCGUUUGCGUCGCGUCUUGGCCAAGAACCCAAAAAAACCACCAUAGACCUCAGUGAAAGAAUCUUUGAAUUUGAAGACGUGCCCGAGUAUGCUACAACUCAGACACAGCCAGGCGACAAAGACACCAACACUGGACUCGAGCUUCUGGCAAGACGGCUCCAAAAGACACAUCUCGAGAAGCUACUACGAGGAAUCAAGAUCCUCAGCAUUCGAAAGCUUUUGGCUAAAGUCGUAGCACCACAUUUCGAAGAGCCUCGCUACGUAAACUGGUGUUUUGCAGGGAUGGUGGUGUUCAAAAGCCCUCCGCGCCAUACAGUCAACGGACAAAAGUACCUCCAGUUAAAAGUGGGCGAUUUCGAACACAGCGUGGACGUUAUGCUUUUUGGGCCUGCAUUCACGCGGUUCUGGAAGCUACGGCCUGGAGAGAUUGUGGUCAUCUUGAAUCCCCGGAUCAAGCGGAUGAAAGGCGCCCCGCUGGUGUCUGUGGGGGAGGAUUUGCAUAGUAUUUUGGAAGUGGGCAGCGCAAAGCAUUUUGGCUACUGUGACAGUGCCACCAAAUCAGGCCUGUGCAAGCAUGUGGUUGACGUUUCGCGGAGUCGACUUUGCAGCUACCACGAGGAGCAAAAAUAUCGGGGCCUGCGGAUGGAGCUCCAAGGCGUAGCUGCAAGAAAGCCUGGCCAGGGGCUGGGGCUGAUGGCGGGCAGCCUCAAAAACGGCAACGGUGACACGCGGAAACGGUUUACCCCGAAUUCACUGUUUGGGCUGGCGCACUUUCUCGCGGGCCAGCAGUGUGUCCAAAGUGAGCGCAACGAGGUGUUUUACGGUGGUAGCGGGUUUGACGAAAGCGAGUAUGACGGGGCGCCCAUGACGAAAAAAAAGCGGAACGGACCUGAAGAUUACGAGCAAAUCAGAGCUAGGCACGAGUCCUGGCCUUGCAGAAACUAG